AUGCUGCCGCCCUUGGCCACCGUCCUCCCCGCCGCCGCCUCCCGCUGUCCUAUCCGCAGCGUUAUCUCAGCAAGAACCUGCCGCUCCACCGCCGUCCGUCGCCCACCCUAUCCAAGUUGCUGCCACCGCGGCCGCGGCAAGAAACCCAGCCCCGGACCCACAGCGCCAUCGUUGUUCCCGCUCCCGGAGGGCUCCAUCACGCCGUGGCUGCUGCGGUGCCUCCGUGCGCUCGCUGUUGCCACACUAGCGGUCGCAUUUUCAGCCCCGUCGCUUCUCCAGGCUGCCCCCGCCUCCUCGGUCGGUGAGCGUUCACCGCUGGACGCCACCGCGUACGACUGUGAAGAUGUCGGGCGUUACUACGCGGGCUUGGACGGCCGCACUGGCGACGAGCUAAGGACGGAGCUCGCCGCCGUCGUCUCGCCCCACGCCGCUCUGCGCUACAAAGAUGUGUGGGAGGCGCUUAAGAUUCUCGAUGCAGCUGAUGCAGAACACCCUGAGGCGUCCUCGGAAGUGAUUGAGAUAUACUCACAGAGAGCUGUGUCAAAGCUCUUAGCAGGAAAACCAGAUGGAUGGAACAGGGAGCACCUCUGGCCUAGAUCGUAUGGCCUAACCUAUGGUCCAUCACUAACAGAUCUUCACAACAUACGUCCUGCAGAUGUCAAUGUAAAUUCUUCACGGGGAAACAAAUAUUAUGGAGAAUGUAGUGCCACAUCAGUAAGAUGUGUGAGGCCAGCAAAUCAGGAAGCAGCACCUGACACUGAGACGGACACUGAAAAAUGGGCACCUCCUUUUCAGGUGCGUGGAGAUAUAGCUAGGUCCCUUAUGUACAUGGCGGUAAGCUAUGGAUCUAGCCAGAAUGAUGGAACUCCACAUUUGGAAAUUUCUGAGUCACCAAAUAUUCAAAUAAGAAAGAUGGGCCUACUAUCAGCUAUACUACGGUGGAAUGAACUUGAUCCACCAUCAAGAUCUGAGCAGCUUAGGAAUGACAGGGUUUGCAGCCUUUACCAGCAUAAUCGAAAUCCUUUUGUCGAUCAUCCAGAAUUUGCAAAUCUUAUAUGGACGAACCCUCUAACAGAAACUUCAACUUUCAUUGGGGAAUCACAGCAAUCUUGGGUCAAUGAGUUCCACUAUGAAAAUAAAGGCAAAGAUAAGAAUGAGUUUGUUGAGUUAGUGGUACGUAUGCCUUUUGAUGCGAAGGAACUCAUGCUCGUACUCUAUAAUGGAGCAAAUGGGAAAAUAUAUAAUAGGGAAGCUGAAGUAUUGCAAUUUUUGUCCUAUGAAGGGAGCAUGAGAGCACAGGAUGGACCUGCCAAGGGUAUGGUCUCCACAGAUAUCAUGCUCAAGGAGACCGAUGAGUCAUCCGACCAAGAUUCGCUGGGACUUGGUGGUCAGAAAAUUGGUGAGUUUGCAUGGAGAAAGAUGGUAGGGAAUGCAACACCUGGGAAGCUGAAUGCUGAACAGACGUUUUAG
Messenger RNA from Miscanthus lutarioriparius, 1470 nucleotides. The record is from the annotation of a GenBank genome assembly. Lineage: Eukaryota; Viridiplantae; Streptophyta; Magnoliopsida; Poales; Poaceae.